Molecule: messenger RNA, 726 nt
Organism: Fukomys damarensis (Damara mole-rat)
Lineage: Eukaryota; Metazoa; Chordata; Mammalia; Rodentia; Bathyergidae
Gene: Olig3
Product: oligodendrocyte transcription factor 3
Exons: 2
Coding region: 1-726 (241 amino acids)
Molecular function (GO): protein dimerization activity
Source: RefSeq, a predicted model, not a curated record
AUGAAUUCUGAUUCGAGCUCUGUCUCCAGCAGAGCCUCAUCUCCGGACAUGGAUGAGAUGUACCUGAGGGACCACCACCACCGCCACCACCACCACCAAGAGAGCCGCCUCAACUCGGUGUCGUCCACUCAGGGCGACAUGGUGCAGAAGAUGCCCGGGGAAAGCCUCUCGAGGACCGGCGCCAAGGCCGCGGGAGAGAGCAGCAAGUACAAAAUCAAGAAGCAGCUGUCGGAGCAGGACCUACAGCAGCUGCGGCUGAAGAUCAACGGACGCGAGCGCAAGCGGAUGCACGACCUGAACCUCGCCAUGGACGGGCUGCGCGAGGUCAUGCCGUACGCGCACGGGCCCUCGGUGCGCAAGCUCUCCAAGAUCGCCACUCUCCUGCUGGCCAGAAACUACAUCCUCAUGCUCACCAGCUCCCUGGAGGAGAUGAAGAGGUUAGUCGGCGAAAUCUACGGCGGCCACCACUCGGCUUUCCACUGCGGGACCGUAGGACACUCGGCCGGCCACCCAGCCCACGCGGCCGGCGCGACAUCUUUUUAUGAAGCUGCCCAUAGAGCAAAGUUUUGUCUCCCGCCCCCUGCCCAGAGAGAAAUUGCAACCGCCCCCUUCCUCGGAGAGAGCGGUGGCUCCCUGAAACCCUUAGUUUCAGCCCUGGAGUCCGGGGCCAGGCGCCAACGGAGAGGUGCAGAAUGUGGACCCCCGCCGGGCCCACACUCUUCUUAG